AUGCUUGCGAUCCGCCGACUGCUAACUGUUGAAACGCCAACAGUAUGUUCCCGAGUUACAUUUCAUAAUCGAAGCUCAGUACCUCGUGUAGUUGACGAUCGUGAGAAAGCCCGUGCUUUGCCCGACGAUGCCGGCUACGUGUACCGCUAUCAUCGUCCUGGAGUUGAUCCGCUUCCACGAAUCCCCGGCUGUCGUGUCCCCGUCGCACGACCUUCAUACCACAUUCGCGAUGCUUGG
This is a messenger RNA of Strongylus vulgaris, 237 nucleotides long. The record is from the annotation of a GenBank genome assembly. Lineage: Eukaryota; Metazoa; Nematoda; Chromadorea; Rhabditida; Strongylidae.